AGGACCAUGCUGAACGUGCUGCUGCUGUGCUAUGGGCUGCUGCAAGGAAUCCAGGCCAUCCUCGCGUCCGACCUCGGCCGCAGCCACGCGCAGGAGAUGAGCGCCGGGCUGGGGGGCGCAGACCGAGGCCGCUACCCCGGCCUGCUGCGUAAAGCCAAGGAGGUGGCUGUGGAGCCCGCGGGAGCUCUGCCCAGGCCUGACUUCGAUCAGAUGGCCUUGGAGGUCCAGGAAGCCGAUGGAAACCUCGAGCAGAAAGGUGGUGUGCUGGAACCACAGGCGCUCUCCACCGCGCUGGAAGCGCCGGGCCGGGAGGAGCGCUCGCCGCGCCGCUGCGUCCGGCUCCUGGAGUCGUGCCUGGGCCACCAGGUGCCCUGCUGCGACCCCUGCGCCACCUGCUACUGCCGCUUCUUCAACGCCUUCUGCUACUGCCGCAAAAUCAGCACCGCUUUCCCGUGUGGAAAGAACUAG
Molecule: messenger RNA, 468 nt
Organism: Nothoprocta perdicaria
Lineage: Eukaryota; Metazoa; Chordata; Aves; Tinamiformes; Tinamidae
Gene: AGRP
Product: agouti related neuropeptide
Exons: 3
Coding region: 7-468 (153 amino acids)
Biological process (GO): neuropeptide signaling pathway; hormone-mediated signaling pathway; positive regulation of feeding behavior
Cellular component (GO): extracellular region
Molecular function (GO): neuropeptide hormone activity; type 1 melanocortin receptor binding
Source: RefSeq, a predicted model, not a curated record